GGGAAUUCCCAAAGCAGGUGUUUUAACGGAAGUCUAAAUAGUGUGUCUUGGGCUGAGCAGGGUAGGUUAGGGAAGGCUGCCCGAAGACCGUGCUUUAGGUGGGGACUUGAAUAAGACAGAGGUGCAGGGGUGGGGUGGAGCGAGUUGAAGAUGGGGGAAGGUCAGGCGAAUCUGACCAGAAGCGGCCAUCUGAGGUGGGCUGUGUGGGUUUACGUGGCUUCAGGGAUGGGCUGCAGGCUCUCACUGGAAAAUUCGGGUGCUCCAGCUCCGACUCGCCGCCUCCCUCUCGGGUCAGCCAGGUCCAGACUCCCGAGCUUGCGGCUCAAGUCGCCGGAAGUGGGAGCGACUCCUCAGCUGAGCAGCAACUUCUGCUUUCUCAGCCUCCGAGUCCCCCUCGGCCCCAAAGACGCAGGACCUCGCCAGGCUGCCGUCGCCGGUGUGGGUGACCCCUCUUGCCCCCGUGUGCAACACGUGGGCGCGGGGGUGAGGGUGCUGCUGGCGCCCGGCCAGGCCGGCUCGGUGGGCGGGCGGGAUCACCCAGGCCUGGGCAGGCGGCGGCCGGGUCCUGAGCCCCGAACCCAGAGUCUGCGGCCAGUCCUCCCCCGACUCGGGGCGGGGCCUCCGCCCGGCCGCACCCGUUUAUCUGCGCUCCGGAUGCCUGGAUGCCGAGGGCAGCCUCUCGCAGCUCGGCUCGGCUCGGCCGCAGGGGACAGAAGCCUGUCAAGUUUGCCUGAUAUCCAUCAACCAGGCCCUUGACACUUGGUCUCAGCCCAGCUUUGCCUGCCUUGCCGUGUGAUCUUGGCCCCCCGCCCAGCCCACAGCCAUGGCCACGAUGGUGGCCCAGAAGCUCAGCCACCUCCUGCCCGGUCCGCGGCAGGUCCACCAGGAGCCUCAGCCGUCUGUGCCAUCAGAGCCUGUGUUCACCGUGGAUCGAGCCGAGGUGCCGCCCCUCUUCUGGAAGCCGUACAUCUACGUGGGCUACCGGCCUCUGCAUCAGACCUGGCGCUUCUAUUUCCGCACGCUGUUCCAGCAGCACAACGAGGCAGUGAACGUCUGGACUCACCUGCUGGCCGCCCUGGUGCUGCUGCUGCGGCUCGCCAUCUUUGUGGGCACCGUGGACUUCUGGGGAGACCCGCAUGCCCUGCCCCUCUUCAUCAUCGUCCUCGCCUCCUUCACCUACCUCUCCCUCAGUGCCUUAGCUCACCUCCUGCAGGCCAAGUCUGAGUUCUGGCAUUACAGCUUCUUCUUCCUGGACUAUGUGGGUGUGGCCGUGUACCAGUUUGGUAGCGCCCUGGCGCACUUCUACUAUGCCAUUGAGCCCGCCUGGCACGCCCAAGUGCAGACCAUCUUCCUGCCCACGGCUGCCUUUCUUGCUUGGCUUUCCUGCACUGGCUCCUGCUACAACAAAUACAUCCAAAAGCCUGGCCUGCUGGGCCGCACUUGCCAGGAGGUACCCUCCGCGCUGGCCUACGCACUGGACAUCAGCCCCGUGGCACACCGUAUCCUUGUGUCCCCCGACCCUGCCACAGACGACCCGGCUCUUCUCUACCACAAAUGCCAGGUCGUCUUCUUCCUGUUGGCUGCGGCUUUCUUCUCUGCCUUCAUGCCUGAGCGCUGGUUCCCUGGCAGCUGCCAUGUCUUUGGGCAGGGCCACCAGCUCUUCCAUGUCUUUUUGGUACUAUGCACACUGGCCCAGCUGGAGGCCGUGGCGCUGGACUAUGAGGCCCGGCGGCCCAUCUAUGAGCCUCUGCACACCCGCUGGCCCCACAACUUCUCCGGCCUCUUCUUGCUCACUGUAGGCAGCAGCAUCCUCACCGCAUUCCUCCUGAGCCAGUUGGUACGGCGCAAACUUGAUCUUGAUCGGAAGACUCAGUGAAGGGGGUGGCAGCUGGUAGGGAGGGAGGUAUAGUGGGGCCCAGAGGUCCGGAUGGGAACAGAUGGGAAUAGGUGGGAACCUUGGCUCCAGAUGGGAACAAGUCCUGGUAAAGUUGUUUGUAUCUGGCCCGCGGUGAUUCUCUGCGCACGCCUCAGCUGCCAAGGGCAGCACUGGCCAGUCCUUGGAUUUGAGGAUUGGAUGGAGCUGCUGGGGUCUACUCUUGGGCCUGCCCCAGUUGCCUGCCCUGGGAGAGGGAAAGAGAAAGAUGUGUGUCACCCUGGUUUUGCCUCCCCUCACUGCCUCUCUCACUUAGGGGUGAGGAUGGGGGAUCAGCUGGGGCCAAGACCCUGACUUGGGGCUUCCAGAUUAUAUGGAAGGGGUGGGGUUUGGAUUUAGGUUAGAGUCAGAUCUGAGCUGAGGGACAGGGGAAGCAUCAGCAGUGCCCUCUACCCAGAUCCCCUUGGGAAAUGACAGCCCUCUGUUGUGUGCAGUACUGUAAGGUUCCUUGAACUCCAGCUUGGAGUUUAGGUGCUCCAGAGAACCCUCAAAGGUUGAAGAUUGUGCCAGGUGGAAAUGGAUCCCAUCCAGUGCCCCACAGCUCUCAGUCACUGUCCCAGUGAGCUCCACCCUCCUAUCACUGGACUCUGUAUCCCACUCAUCCUGUUUCCAUCUUCUUUCCUGGGUCCCUUGUUCACAACUCAGUGUUUAUCCAUUCAGUGUUUCUUGGGCCUCUACUCAGACACAGGCUAUCGAUGGGGCCCUGUGGAUUAAUGCAGGAUGGUAAAGGCUUUACUAUCGAAUGAACUGUCAGGGGAAACACUAAGGAGGGAAUAAUUAAUGCUGCCUGGGACCCUCAGGGUCUUGGGUUGAGAAGGGUGAAUAGGAGUUUGCAGAUGGAGAGAGGAAGUGUAUUCCAGGGAAAGGGAAAAACCUGUUCAAAGGCCAAGAGGAAUGGAAGGAGGAGUCACUGGAGCUGAAAUCAGGGGUGGUCUGGACUCUGAUGUCCUGGAUGCAAUAAAAUGACUGUGCUAACA
This is a messenger RNA of Capra hircus (goat), 2910 nucleotides long. It is a transcript of the gene PAQR7, whose product is annotated as progestin and adipoQ receptor family member 7. NCBI's taxonomy places the organism in Eukaryota, Metazoa, Chordata, Mammalia, Artiodactyla, Bovidae. Gene Ontology annotation, cellular component: plasma membrane. Gene Ontology annotation, molecular function: nuclear steroid receptor activity; steroid binding. The coding region runs from base 824 to 1876 and encodes 350 amino acids. The record is from RefSeq and is a predicted model, not a curated record. Gene Ontology annotation, biological process: response to steroid hormone. The transcript has 3 exons.